Molecule: messenger RNA, 1825 nt
Organism: Hypomesus transpacificus
Lineage: Eukaryota; Metazoa; Chordata; Actinopteri; Osmeriformes; Osmeridae
Product: alpha-1-antitrypsin homolog
Exons: 5
Coding region: 111-1391 (426 amino acids)
Biological process (GO): negative regulation of endopeptidase activity
Molecular function (GO): serine-type endopeptidase inhibitor activity
Source: RefSeq, a predicted model, not a curated record
UCUGAACAAAAGUAUUACGAAGGAUAUAACAGACCUCUUGGUUGGCACCGCUGUAAGAACUUCACCCUACUUGGAUCGGGGGGAAUGUCCCUGUACUUACUGACCUGAACAUGUGGGGAAAAGCUAUCUGUGGUGUGAUUGCAGCCGUGCUGCUGUCCGUGGCGUGUGCCGCCCCUCAUGAGGGGGACCACGGGGGCCACAGCGAGGACCACCACCACCACCACCUCCACCACGGCCCCAACGAGCCCCACCACUCCCAUGGACAAGGGGAGGAUGCCUGCCACAAGCUUUCCCCCCACAAUGCAGACUUCGCCAUGGCGCUCUACAGGUCCCUGAGUGCCAGGCCUGACGUCAAAAAUGUAUUUUUCUCCCCCUUGGGCAUCGCUAACGCACUCUCCAUGCUGUCGCUGGGAGCCAAGGGCGAGACCCACAGCCAGAUCUUCUCCACACUGGGCUACUCCAAGCUGACCCCGGAGCAGGUCAACGAAGCCUACGAACACCUCCUCCACAUGCUGAGUCACGCUAAGGACACCAUGCUGCUGGACAUGGGGAACGCUCUGGCCAUGAGGGACGGCUUCAAGACCCAAGAAAGGUUCCUGAACGACGCCAAGCACUUUUACUCCAGCGAGGCCUUCAAUGUCGAUUUCAAGAAAACGGAGCAGGCUGCGGCUCAGAUCAACAAGUUCAUCGCUCAGAAGACGCAGGACAAGAUCACGGACAUGGUGCAGGGGCUGGACCCUGAUACCGCCAUGGUGCUGAUUAACUACGUCCUCUUCAGAGGAAAGUGGGAGAAGCCGUUUGAAGCUAAAAUGACGAAGAAGGCCUCCUUCCAGGUGGAUGAGAACACCAAGGUUGAGGUGGACAUGAUGAAGAGGACGGGCCGCUUUGACUUCUUCCAAGAUCCAGACAACUUCACCAGCGUCAUCAUGCUGCCCUACAAAGGCAACACCUCCAUGAUGGUCAUCCUGCCCGACGAAGGCAAGAUGAAGACUGUAGAGUCGUACCUCAACAAGGACUACAUCAAGCACUGGCACGACUCAAUGUUCAGAAGCUCGGUGGAUCUGUUCAUGCCUAAGAUCUCCAUCUCUGCUUCCUCCUCGCUGGGCGACAUUCUAAAGAACAUGGGUAUGGUGAAUGCCUUCGCAGACACAGCUGACUUCUCUGGCAUCUCCGAGGAGACCAAACUGAAGGUGUCCAAGAUUUCCCACAAGGCUGUGCUGACUGUUGACGAAACCGGCACUGAUGCAGUCGCUGGCACCACCAUUGAAAUCAUGCCCAUGUCGCUACCAGACACCAUGAACCUGAACAGGCCCUUCCUGGUGCUGAUUGUUGAAGACUCCACCAAGAGCAUCCUGUUCAUGGGGAAGAUAUCUGACCCCACAGCUAAGUAACCUGACCAGUCACCUGGGAAGGUCACCUGACCACAGACAACCACCAGACAAGAUGUUCAGCUGUGGUGUUGUAGUACAGAACACAUCUGUAACUCUUAUAACUUUUGUUUUUGUAACAACUGAUUUCUACAGUAUUUACUACAAUUUUACUGUUUUACUACAAUCUAUUUACAUAAAGGAGUGUUGUGUACUUUCUCCCUGAAGUUGAGACAAUAUGUGUGUACACAACACAUUAAUCCCUGAACCAAUGAUGGCCACAUGUAAUUACUCUUCCUUCAGAUCGUUUGGCUUCACCUUAAUACUAACAUCCUGUACUAGUUUUUUGAUGAAAAGGAGGAUGUGUCAUCCGUCAGUACUUCGGCCACCUGCAUACCGGUACACGUAGUGCUCCUCUGUGAACAUUUUUGUUGGAUGAUAAAAGAUUAAAACUCAAA